AUUAGGUUCCUACCGGAGACGCUGUCGGAAGCGUUUGCGGGUGGAACCGUAUGCACUUCCGUUUGUCAUUCAACGAUCCCGUAGUAAAACAGGCUUCUUCUUCUUCUCGGCUGUUCUGACUCAGGAGCAGAACUGUGUGACCACACAUCAUGACGCUGUUUCACUUUGGAAACUGCUUUGCUCUUGCUUACUUCCCUUACUUUAUAACAUACAAGUGCAGCGGCCUUUCAGAGUACAAUGCCUUCUGGAGAUGUGUCCAGGCGGGUGCAACCUAUCUGUUUGUCCAGCUCUGUAAGAUGCUGUUCUUAGCUACAUUUUUCCCCACAUGGGAAGGAGGAGCUGGAGUGUAUGACUUUGUAGGGGAAUUUAUGAAGUCAACGGUGGACCUGGCAGAUCUGUUGGGUCUCCAUCUUGUCAUGUCUCGUAAUGCCGGUAAAGGGGAGUACAAGAUCAUGGUGGCUGCCAUGGGCUGGGCAACCGCAGAACUCGUCAUGUCCAGGUGUCUUCCUCUGUGGGUGGGAGCCAGAGGGAUUGAGUUUGACUGGAAAUACAUCCAGAUGAGCUUUGACUCCAACAUCAGUUUGGUCCACUACAUUGCCAUGGCAGCAGUGGUGUGGAUGUUUACACGUUACGACCUUCCUAAGAGCUUCAGGCUUCCAGUCACUGUGCUGCUGGCUCUUUGUGUCUACAAGUCCUUCUUAAUGGAGUUGUUUGUCCAUGUCUUCCUCUUGGGCAGUUGGACAGUGCUGCUGGUUAAAGCCGUGCUGACUGGUGCUAUCUCUCUCUGCUCGCUGUUUCUUUUUGUCACUCUGGUCCACAGCAACUAAGUUAACAGCAGUAAAGAACAUAAAGUGUUCCGAUCUACAAAAACACAGGCUGACGUAUGAGCCAACAAGUUUAACCAGUUAGAUUUGAUGAACCCGUCUGGUCUGAUUAUGGGAAACUUGAACUCAGUGUGCAGCUUUGUUUCAUUUCUGGAGGCUUCUGAUUGGCUGUGUUGUUUUGUGAAAGGGUGAAUUUUGUAUCUCAAUGACCACAAAUUAAAAGAGACUUUAUAAAUAACACUUUUCUUUUCUAUUUGUUGCCUGAUGAGCCAGUUUAAAUCCUUAGAUUAGAUUAACUGAGGGGAUUUCUAACAUAUGGACGACAGUAAUAGCUCUUUGAUAGUGGCCUCAAAUGUAUCAAUUUAUUUAUAUACAAAUCAAUGUACAAAUAGUUAUAAUAAAACUAGACAGGGUGUUUUGAUUAUUGAAAACAUUGUUUUAAAUUGAAAGCUACUGCAGUGUGAAUAAACCGAACUUUACACAGCAUCAUGGUAUUAUGUUGAGUUGUAAACAUCUGUGAUUUUGACAUAAACGUCUUUCUCUUGUUUAAA
Messenger RNA from Paralichthys olivaceus (Japanese flounder), 1375 nucleotides. It is a transcript of the gene tmem147, whose product is annotated as transmembrane protein 147. The record is from RefSeq and is a predicted model, not a curated record. NCBI's taxonomy places the organism in Eukaryota, Metazoa, Chordata, Actinopteri, Pleuronectiformes, Paralichthyidae.